AUGCCUAACCCAAGAGGACAAAAUGGUACCAGGCAUCCUCCUUCACCUGAUGCAACAAUGUGUCCUCUGAUUGAACACUACCUCAGCUGUGGGUAUUCCAACCCAGAGAUUGUCAACAGGUUGAAGAAGUAUUAUGACACUGACCAUUUUCAAUUCUUACUGGCGUUGCUGAAGAAGAAAUGCAUGCAGUGGGGCUUGAAAAGUACACGCGGUCAAGCUCACACAUUAGAAAGCAUAGGUCCCACUGUUGAACGUGUCUGCGCGUGCUUUCCGGUGCAAGGUUCACAUGAUAUGAAAAAAGCUCUACUACAAGAAGAAAAGAUUAUGGUACUGUGUUAUUACUGGAUGGCGGGCAUUAAUGAUCUCUGGUCUUUUGACCAGCAUGUCAAAUGGAGGUGUUUCCAGUUGUUUUUACAUGUAGGACUGGAACCGUUCUCUGGGAAGAUAUUAUGGCUCAAGAUAUGGUGGGCCAACCGCAAUCCCCGCUUGAUAUGUGGAUGGUAUUGUGACACUGUUGCUAAGCUUGAUGGCAUGCCAUUGGUGACUCAAAGCGACCCCGGUUCUGAAAAUAAUGGCAUCGCAAAUGGCCACACACUCCUGAGACAUCUGCAAGACCCCAGUCUUGAACAUACCUUACAGCACAAGUUCAAAGGCUUGCACCGCAACAUCAAACCUGAAAUAUUUUGGAAUCAGCUACGUAGGCAAUGGUCUCCAGGCUUUGAACAUCCCCUCAACUACGGACUAAAUGAAGGCUUGUACAACCCAGAUGAUCCUUUACAAUGGCUCACAUUUCACUAUAUCUUCAUCCCCUGGCUGCAAGACAAACUGGAUCUCUUUGUCAACAGAUUCAACCACACUCUUUCUUGGCACAACCGUAACAAGAUUUUACCGCAUGAACGCCCAGCCAAUAUCUUUGAACAACCAGAGCACUUCCAGUCUCAAGACUUUGCAGUCAAAGUGCAUCUACCCUCACUUGCAGAAGUCAGAAAGACGUAUGCUCCACCUGAGCAUCAUGUCUUUGAACUUGUCCCUGCAGCUUUUGCGCAGGAAGCCUCCAACUUUCUUCGUGGUGCCGGCUCGCCUGUAGUAAUGCAAGACAAUGCGUGGGAUGUCUAUCUCAGUUUACUAGAACAUCUAACCACACUACAGAGUUCUUUUGCAAACCUUGUGCUAUCCAUAUCCACACAUUUCUGUGGAGAGUUUGCACUGGAGAUGGUAAAGCUGAUGUCGGAAGAGCAGGCAUUUCAGUAUAUCAAUGGGGAAUGGGCGCAAUGUACUUAUCUAUCUUCCGCAUAUCUGUCUGAGAAGGUGAAAGGUGCGUGGUAUAAAGUCACUCAUCGAUCUUCCAAUAUGACUGAAAGCUCUUUCCCCAGCGGUUUGAGCAACUCCAAUAGCAAGUCACCCACAUGGUCUGUGCAAGAAAAUGAAGGCAACAAUGCAGAUACGUUAGAUAUUGUGAUGGCCUUGUUGGCUGGCAUCAGUCUCUCCCCCACCAAUGCUAUGACUCUCAUGUCUGCAGUGCUGGACCGCACUGCUGCUGGUGGAGCCUCUCCUCCAUCCCAGAGAGCAUCUGCCUCAACAGCCACACCCCCUUUGACUCAGGCUCCUGUCGCAGCAACAUCCUCAUCUUCCACACUAGUUGCCACCCCAGUUUCAUGCUCCUGCUGCCUCGAUCCAGACUUACCAAGGGUGGCCAUUCCAUGUGCCCGAGCCUGGGAUGCAGGGCCAAUAUUACUUGGUUACCAGAGGUCAUUGCAUUGGGAUAUUCGCUGCCUGGCAAACAACCUCCCCCUAUGUGACUGGGCCAGCAUGCACCUUGCAAUAGACAAUGGUGAGGUGGAGAUUUUGCCGUGA
Molecule: messenger RNA, 1854 nt
Organism: Serpula lacrymans var. lacrymans S7.9
Lineage: Eukaryota; Fungi; Basidiomycota; Agaricomycetes; Boletales; Serpulaceae
Exons: 14
Coding region: 1-1854 (617 amino acids)
Source: RefSeq, a predicted model, not a curated record